Synchiropus splendidus (mandarinfish) is the source of this 9964-nucleotide messenger RNA. It is a transcript of the gene st8sia3, whose product is annotated as ST8 alpha-N-acetyl-neuraminide alpha-2,8-sialyltransferase 3. NCBI's taxonomy places the organism in Eukaryota, Metazoa, Chordata, Actinopteri, Syngnathiformes, Callionymidae. Gene Ontology annotation, biological process: oligosaccharide metabolic process; N-glycan processing. Gene Ontology annotation, molecular function: alpha-N-acetylneuraminate alpha-2,8-sialyltransferase activity. The transcript is spliced from 5 exons. The coding region runs from base 5725 to 6678 and encodes 317 amino acids. The record is from RefSeq and is a predicted model, not a curated record.
CAGACCAGCAGCUGGCUGCAGCAGUGUUGGUGCUGGAUGUGUCAGGCUGGAUGCUGCAGCGUCUCCUGAGUCCUCGGCUGUUGUAGCUGAACUGGAGGCCUCUGUGGCACGGUUGCCCCCCAGACUGGAACUCCGUGACCUCACACUGUCCAUUCCAGUGUAGAUUUCCUGUGUCGCUAGCUACACUUGUCCCGAUGUCACUGCCUUAUUGAUUGAAAUGCUGCACAUAGUUCACCUUCCCGGGUGCAGGUGUUCCCACUGUUAGUCAGUGCGUGCAUGGUCAUAAGCUGCCUGCCACACCUGAAUCUGAGGCAUCAGAGGAACCACAGAUGAAAAUCCAACGUUGACUCAGCACUGUGAAUGGUACUGGAUGUGUGUGGGAUGAGCGUCAAGCACUAUAGUUAUGCUCCUGGCAAGACAGGAGACAAACGCAUCUCCUGCUCCUAUGAAGAAAGCCAUCACACCACAAGCAAAGUAACUCACUCUCUCUGUAAAGAUAUGCCAUUGUUGUCUCUUCUGCCUUGCAUUGCCAACAGAACACCACCAGAAAUUGGACUUCUGUUCACCAAAGGCAUAAAAACGUUUACAUGGAGGACAGAGUCACGUAUGAUCACUGUUAUGAGGACAUUAAAUAAAUACAUCAAAUAAUGAUGAAGAUGAAAACACCAACUAAACGAUACAUGUUUCAAAAUAUAAUUCAAAAUAAAUAACCCAAAUAUGAGGGACUUGAUUCUUGAGGAGGGGUAGAGUGUUCCAGAUGAACUGGGGGUCUAUAAUGCGAGCAAGAAACCAAGUCUAAAGAAAGUAAGCAUUGGAACAUUGGAGAUGCACUGAAGAUCUUUUACCUUGGGUUAGACAGGAAGAGAAAUGGUUUGGGCAUAAUUUUGAAGGAAGAGUGUGUAAAAAAUGUUUGGAAAUGAACAGUGAGUCUGGCAGGGUGGUGAGCCUGAAGUGAGAGGAGCUCAUGGUGAAUGUAGUCCUUGAUCUUGCCCCACAGGUAGGGUGUCAACAGGAGGAGUUCUGGAAUAGACUCGAGGUAGGAGGAAGGCUGUUCACAGUUCAGGUUGCAUAAGAGUUAGGAGACUUGGUGGUGGUGAUGUUCUGUGGAGUAACACAGAGGAAUAGAAGGCAAAGAAGUGCUUGGAUGAACAGAGAACUAAGGAGAAUGGGGGGAGUACUUGGAUGGAUAAAGGUCAGAUGAAAAUCAGGUAGUGAAGGGAAUUCGUCAGGUGGAAGUGAGGGUAGCUCUUAAUAGGAUGAAUUCAUUUAUUUAUUUUCUAUUUUACUUCCAACACACUUAAUCUGUGACCUGUUAAGAACUUCUCUGUUCUUGCAAACGCCAAAAUGUUCCGUAACAUUGGACAGCAACAAUGUUUUUUAUCAUUCCCCUCUCUGUCUUCUGCCAUGCUGGAGGGCAGCAGUGAUGUUGUGACGUGAGGUCACAGACAUGCCGACUUCACUGAGACAGUUUAAAACUUUUUUACAUUUGUCGUUCAGAAGGCCAACUUGCAGAACACAGAUCGAUGCUGUUGGAUUGCAGUGAUGUUUAUGGAUUCAUCGAUCUGCUGGAUGAAUUGUCACAACCCUAACAUGAAGAAGUGAAUAGGUCUAUCCUGGUAGGAUGCACAAGAUUUAGCUCAAGGUGUGCGUGACUCACUUGCCGUGGCAACUUCUGACAGGACGUGAACAUUGCAAUUUUGUAAACAAUUUGAAACCUAUAAGCUCUCAAUGUCUGGAACACAGAUUCACUUGUGUCAUGUGCUGCAACAUUUCAUUGUCGGGGUUUGAGCAUGUGUAAUCUUUUGCUUAUGUGAUCUCAAAACAUUGAAGUUAAAUUGUUUUCUGAAACCUCAAAUGCUAUUUCAGGGCCUAGAUGUCGCUAGUUCUUGAUGCAGCGUUGGUCUUGAAAGUUAGUUUGCAAACAUGAAGUGUCAGACUUGUUCUUACUGAAGUUACACGACAGUGUGUGUAAUACACUGGUAAUUUGGUUUGUAUAACAUAUGUAUUAAAAUGUGCUUUCCACUUCUUCUGGCGACUGGCAGCUAGCACCUAGCUUGGUGACACACUGUAGCGAAGGCUGGCUGUGAUCAGGUGGAACUCUAACUUUACCAGUUGUGAUCAAAUGACCAAACCCUGAUGAGUAAGAUUUUACAUCUUUUCAGUCACCAUAUCCGCAAAUAAUUUGAAUCAUCCCAUUCAGUCUCUUCCUUUAUGUUCUAAACUUGCAAAAGGUUUGGAGUCCUGAUCGGAUCUGAUCGUUCCCUGAUCCUACUGGAGAUUCAACCCAUCAUUACUGUCUUCAGGCUUGAUGAAAUCCCACAUCAUGAACGAUCAGCAGUGCUGUGAAGCACAUAGCCAUCUGUGUUUCCUGCCGUCAUGCCUCGCGCCUGGCUCUUAUCUUGAGUUGGUGCUGCCACGUGUGUUCAGUCCAUACAGGAUUAAAUUCCACAGUGUCUUUCCUUGUCUGCAGCAGUGCUGCCAGGUAUCCUGCGCCAGUACAUGUCUGCUGCGACCUUGAAACAAUCUCAGGAUCACUCUCUAACAACUGUCACGCUACAUACCCAUCAUAAAUGAGGGAGUGUGUUUUAGGGUGCAGUUGGUUUUGGGUGAACGUGGGGGCUUUUAUGUGAAGUUUGGAUGGUCGCCCCGUUUUUGUGGGAUUCCUCUGUACAAUUGUUUCCUCCCGCAGCCCCAGGCAGACAUAUACAUACAAGUGUAUCUAUCAGCUGUUGUCCUGGUGCCUGCAUCUUGCAGCCACAGCGCCAUUUCGUGAGUGCACCAUGGACUGCAUUCAUAAGAAAUAUGUACAUAUUAAGUCACUGAGCUAGAAAGGCGAGGCAAAUGGGUAGUGUGACCUGAAAAAGUCUAUUUUGCAAGAGUCUCAAGCUGGUUACAAGAGAAUUGGAAGCCCUGUGCUAACAUGUUAGCGCACUCUGCUAACCGCUGCUUAAUAUAGCUCUGGAGGAUUGUAGAUACUGAAACAACAACGUCUAUGCGAGGGAUGGUUGGCCUAGGCUGUAAAACUGUGUGGAAAGUAGUUGGAUAUUGGUUAUUUAAUCCAGCUCCCACAGUGUUUUUCUCCUGCUGCUGCGCAUUGGUCAGUGAUAACACAGGCUCUCACUCGCUGAAACAAUUUACCCCCCAAAAUAUUACUGUCAGAACCAGUUUUGACACCAUGUUAUUGCGCAUCAAUUGUUUUGUAUGUUUAUAAAUGGUAAAUAAUACUCUUUAUGAAUACACAAAUACAACCAUGGUCAGCAUUCUGACCAAACAUCUGUUGGAAACCAUGAUGUGCAUUUAUUAAUUAUUAAUAAAUCACAAUAUAAAUGGAAAAAAUCACUAUAAAAAAAGAAUCACGAUAUACAGUAAAUCAAAUUGACACCAAAGCAUUUGUAAAAUAUUGAAUAUUACCCAAAUGCAUACUGCUUCAGCACUAGUAUCAGGCCAGCCAUGUCAGGUUAUGUGGCUUAAGGUCAAAUACAGAUUUGUGUUGACGUUGAAAUCAUGACUUUGAAGAUCAUGUUUAACCCCUUACUGACACUCCUGUCGCUGCGGACCUGAUGUGAAGAUAAUUCAAACACCAUCUGAUAGACAAGAACUAGGGCUUUAGGGCCAAUCACUAAACUGCCAUGACGCAAAGCAUGGUGACUCAAAAAGUUGGGAAGUGCUUGUUUUAACACACUCAAACUCAUGCAACGACUGUAAAUAGAAUCCACAGUCUACGUCAGCCUGCUGACUAAAGACGCCUCUACAGUUCAGAUCAAUUGGGGGAACGACUGAAUAAUAAAUGGCCAGAAAUAAGAGUGUGUAAUAGAUGCAGACCAGUGCAAAUUGAUCAUCUCAGUUAACACCGUCUUACAGUUCUUGCCUUGUUAUGAAGUUGAAAAAUCCACUUUCAUCUUUUUUAUCCAAGUAUGCGGGCAAAAACUCCAAGUUUUUGUUGAAAAUGCUCAACUUUUUAACAUUUCUACAGUCAUAAAUUGAAAAGAUGGGAACCAGAAACAUGAGUAUUAAAGAGAGCUUUGCAGGCAGAAAACAAAUUAACGUGUAAGUGUGGAAUUUGCGAUGCUUUCUUCCGACAUAUAGAUCAUGGUUCUCUUCAUGGAGUGUUUGAGGUCAAUUUCUGCUUUGAAGUUUAGUAAAAUGGCAUACUUGCUAGACUAAAUGUUUCAGUGUGAGUCAGCGUAAAGAAGAGAAGGCAUCUGGCAGCUGUGAACGAGUUAAGCUCUGCUCAUAUGAAAAUAGCAUCUGAAUCCAGGUUGUCUAAUGGACAGUGUGAUGGCGACUUGUGAAUGUCAUGACACGGCUCGUCUCGCUGAAGAGUCGUGUAUACACUGCAAUGGAAUUAUGUUGAUCUGCAUGAGCAAUACAGGGAUAAUAAACUCUCUCUGGAGUGUUACUUAUUCUGACGUUUUUUCUUAUUGCCUAUGUUGCGCUAAAAGUCCAUCCAGGAUUUCUAUUUACAGUUAGUUUACUUUGCAGUAUUACUUUAUUUGUAAGGCCAUUUUAAAAAUACAGCUUUUGUUUUCUGCCCUUAUUCUCUGGUCGGAGGUGGUUCAAAGCUCUCAGGUACUCAGGAAGAGAGUCGGGGAACACCCUAUCACAAGGUCAUAGACCGACGUCCCCUCGCACCACACUCACGACAGACAAUCUAGAGUCACCGAUUUACCUCUGUAUGUGGGAGGAAACCCGAGGGAACACAGCCAAACAUGGGGAGCAGAGACAAACUCCACACACAGCUUCACUCCCAACACAAAGAUGCCUCGAGUGACCGACUAUAGUGAAGCUGCUGCACUAACCACUGUACCACUGUGCCGUACACGCUUUCUAUUUUCUAUUCAUUAGUUAAUACAAAAGCUGUAUUAGUAUUGCUCUGUUAGCAGCCCACAUCCCUGCAGCUCCGCUUGGUUUUAAUAAACUUUCUCUUGGCACGGAGGGUGAAGUAAUAAGAUCCGUCUGGUUGGUAAAACAGGUUUUACUGGGGUCAUUGUGGCACAAGACUGUGAAAAACUCAAGUAUAAAUCUCAGGUGCUGGACGUGUUUGCUCAGGUCGUGUGUGUGAUGCUAAAGCAGCCUCGCUCUGAUGAAGGCUCCUGAGAGCCGUGAGCCGUCCUUGCUCUGAUUUACAGCGCAGGAGCUGCAUUCAUUUUCCGCCUGCCUGUAAUCAUUCUCCUCCUUGGCCGCUGUCACUGCAGGCCAAGGUUAUGUUCAGAGUGAGUUAGAUGUGAAGGAGCGCUCCCUUCCCGAACAGAUGUUGCUGCAGAGCCGCUCUCUCUCAGCCACCCGGGUGCUGAGGCCCGAUGUUGAGGAGAAGUUCAUUCAUCCACUCAGGUGACAGUGAAAUAUAAGAUGUUUCAGAUGUUCCAUCACACUGGUGUAUAAUAUCUUGACACCUGAAUUAUCCAUCAGUGGCUCGUGUGUUUGUUCAGUCCACGGCAUUGAACAGCUCUCUCUGCCAAAACUGUGUGAGGACAGUUGGUUGAGCAGCUUGAUCUCUGCCAAUGUUCAUCAAGCCAGCAAACAGAGUUAUUUAAAAUGUGUAAUGAAAUGAUCAAACCUGCAUUUUUCCCCCGUGUUCUCCUGCAGCGAGAGGCCGCCCCGCAAGCCUGACCUGAGCAAGACAGUACCUUUCCUGGGGUCGACACCGCAGCGUCCUGCCAUCUGUAUCUGCAUGUCAAACAUCCUCAUGAAGACCAGCUCUUUGCAUGACACUCUCAGUUGGCCAUGAAGUACCUGGACCCGGCCUUCACUCCUCUGGCCAGCUCGCUCAGUGAGGACUUGCAGAACCAUUCCAGGUGGAAGUACAACAGCACUGCUUUUCUGGAGCAGAGGAAGGAGAUUUCCAAAUACAUUGACAUUCCCCACAACUUCACUCUGACACGAGACUCUGUCCGAAUCGGGCAGCUGAUGCACUAUGACUACUCCAGCCACAAAUAUGUAUUUUCCAUCGGCGAGAACUUUCGCUCUCUCCUCCCGGAUGCCUCGCCUAUCCUCAACAAGCACUACAACGUCUGUGCUGUCGUUGGCAACAGUGGCAUCCUCACUGGGUCCCGAUGUGGCCCGGAGAUCGAUAAGUUUGACUUUGUCCUGCGCUGCAACUUCGCACCGACUGAGAUUUUUAAGAGAGACGUGGGGAGACGCACCAACAUGACGACCUUUAACCCCAGCAUUCUGGAGAAAUAUUACAACAACCUGCUGACUGUGCAGGACAGGAACAACUUCUUCCUGAGUUUGAAGAAGCUGGACGGAGUCAUCUUGUGGAUCCCUGCGUUUUUCUUCCACACGUCGGCCACCGUGACCAGAACUCUGGUCGACUUCUUUGUGGAGCACCAAGGUCAGCUGAAGGUCAAGCUAGCCUGGCCUGGAAACAUCAUGCAAUACAUCAACAAUUACUGGAAAACCAAGCAGCUGUCUCCGAAGCGCCUGAGCACCGGCAUCCUCAUGUACACCCUGGCGUCCUCAAUGUGCGACCAGAUCCACCUCUAUGGCUUCUGGCCUUUCGGCUGGGACCCCAACACGGGAAAGGAGCUUCCAUACCACUACUAUGACAAGAAGGGCACAAAGUUCACCACAAAAUGGCAGGAAUCUCAUCAGUUGCCCGCUGAGUUUAAACUGCUUUACAAGAUGCACAUGGAUGGUCUGCUGAAGCUGAGUCUGUCCCACUGUGCCCUGAACUGACUCUCUCUCUCUCUCUCUCUCUCGCCCACACACACCACAGCGGAGGUUGGCGACUAGGCUACAUUCAUGCUCUGGGAUGACUGCAAUUUUUGCCAAGGAUUUUAAGAGCUAAGCUUUUCAGCGGUAGAAACUGUCGAGGAAAAGCAUCUUCAUCACAUAAGAACUGACUGUUUUAAGCAGGAACCACGCUGUUUCUAUCUCUCGACUUUUAGUUUAUUUAAAAGGCUUCACAUCUGGAACCAGCAGACAAGUUUUAAUCUCUUUUAAACUUGAAUUGAUGGAACUUUGCUGUCAAACACGUUACCCUGGGAAGCUCAAGAUUACACAUUACUCGACUCCUCCUCGGUCAGAUUUGAGGGGGGCACGAGCGACCAGCCGGGAUCAAAUCCAAGGAAACAUCAUCCACUAUCAUGUGAUAAGUCUGUGAAGUGUUUUUAGUGAAUGUAGUGUAAGAAGAUUUUAUCAAGAACUGACAUGUAUUUAUUUAUCAUGAAUGAAGAAUGUUACCGAUCAUAGAGCUAAGUGAGCGCGUCAUGUUGUUCUCCGAAUGUUUGUAUUGCUCCGCGUGGACUGAACUUAAUCCGCAGCUCUAUGCGGAGAGAAAACUACCUCGGAUAGUCUCACUGACUGCUCAGUGUGUUGCACAUUUGUUCAGCUGACGGACUUCAAGUGGAUUUUUCUCUAAGGCUUAAUAAUGAAGCACGUUUGUCUGCUGUCUCUCAAAUAGCUGGGAGGAGCUUAAGGGAGAAAUGUUUCUGACAUUAAAAUGUGAUUUUCAUAAAUGACAUUUAUGAGGUGCAGGCACAUAUUUCUCUGUAGGAAAAGGGUUCUGUUCAAAUCAUCUCAAAAGCCUGAUCAAAACCAUGAACUGACACACAGGGCAGCUGAACACGCCAAGUCCUGUCUGCGGCUUCUGUGUGGCGCCUGCUGUUCACACUUGUCUGCUACACGUUCAACAUGCAUCCAUCCCGAAGACACUGAAAAUGGCAUCCCUUAGUAAUAUCCAAUAUCAUAUCUAACUGCAUGAGUAAGUGAUAAACUUAGAGGAGCUGUUCUUUUCGCUCACAAUACCAGAUCCCAAAACAAAUCCUCACUAGGAUCUGUUAUAUUUUUAAAAAACAUCUUUCAUCGCAAUACACAUUAUAAGCUGCAACUUCAAUUGUUGUCAUGCAAUUUUUUUUUACCAGCAGCCUUUAAAUAACCAACAGUUCAUGUCACAAACCGUAUGUAUUAUUAUCAUGUCACAAGAUGUAUGCUAGCAAGCAGCCUGACCUUGCUGGCCUGUCAGGGUAUAAGGGCCUCCAGCCCAUUUUUUUUUUUUUUCCUGUAGGUGAAAAAAUGAACACACGUGCCAUUGCUCUCACAAUUACUUGUAUAAUUUGGACAGGUUUGAACAUGUAUUUACUCCAAAUGCUACGCUGUCUACCCCGGGCCUCGGGGCCUCGAUGCCCAGGUCACCUCCGCUGACCUCACUUUAUCUCUAAGACUGUGUCCAGAAACGCUGCAGAGAAAAGCCAUGUCUUAUACUAAUAUAGUCUUGUGUCCCCUCAGUUGCGAACAAGACUCCAAGAUACUCCUGCACUCUGAGAGGAUUUCAGCCCCUCCUGACCUCCACCUGUGAAGGUCAUUCCAUCCUUCUUCAACUGAGAGCUUAAUAAGUCUCUGGUCCUCAUCCGAUGCUCCCGCGUAUGUUUGAAAUCCAGUUAGUGCCUCUGCUGUUUGCCAAGUUACUAACUAGUUCCUACAAAUGUGAUCAGAAAAUAUUGAUUGUGCCGCUUUAUCUCAUCUUCAUCUUCUUCCUCUUCUUCUUCUUGUUAUUAUUAUUAUUAUUAUUAUUAUUAUUAUUAUUAUUAAUAAUCGUUAUGUAUGUACACAGUAUGUUACUGUUCCUCAUUGUUGUUUGUACAUUUCAUCCAAAUAAUUUCAGGACCCUAAAAAAAACAAAAAACUUUUUCUGCCACUUCCAAAAUUGGCAUCAAAAACACAUUCCUGUUAGACUUUAAAAUAGACUUUUAAAUCUUGGUCCAGAUAGUGUUCAUUAUAUAUCACAAUCAUUCACAGAUUUGGGUAUUAGGAAGUGAAGAUACCACACAUGAUGGUUUGGUUCCAGUGUUCUUCGUUUGUGGGUCCAUCUAGUGUUUGUCUUAUGACAUAAAUGAAGUUGUGGUUUUGGGCUGAUGGGAUUGUGAUUAAUCUGACAAACGCAAACUUCUGACAUGGAGUCAAUCGUGUAGUUUCAUGUUAUAUUUCUUCUUUAUGAAGGUUUUGUUGGGGUAAGAGGUCAAAGGUGAACUGUUAUGACUGGUUUUUUUUUCUCAGUACUGCGGCACAUUCAGUCCGGUGAGUUCCGAGGGAGGACACCCUCUGGAACAGGUCAAAGUCUUUCUUCCUGUUACAGUUGAGCAAUGUCAGAAAACAAACAGAGGCACCGACAAAAAUUUGUUUAAAAACAUUCUGCAUGUCAGUAUGUGACGACUUCAUGUUUCAUUUGCUGCUCCUGUACUCAAAACACAGACCGAGAAUGUUGUUUAAGUUGAAAGUCAGUUUUAUCUGAAAAUGCUUCUUUGGUUCGUGAGCACAUAUGACAUUCACUAUUUGUUGUAUAUUUCUGUAGAAUGUAUUUAGAAAAAAAAAAGUCCUGGUUUAUCAUUAGUUGAAAGAAGCUGCUUCCAUACAAUGAAUUGAUCGUUCUAUUUUUGAGUAUGUUAAAUCUAGGUUUUACAUCUCAAAGGUGUAAUAUACCAGAAUGUAUUUUAUUUAAAGCGUUGUUUAUAGGAGAGCAACGCCACAGUAUUGUUUCUUUUUUGUUUCAUUAAAAUGAAUGAAAUUGCCCUGCAAUGGUGUCCGCCGCUGACGUUUGUCAAAGAAAGCUCUCCACAACACACACACACACACACUGAUAACUUUCGCAAUCGCAAGUGACAGUGUGAAUAACAAAAUAUAUUUUUUUUUGUGUUGUCUUGUUUGUUUGUUUUAUAACAUUACACUAACAAAUUCCAAUUUACGAUGAGUCCACACAGUUCAGCGUAGCAUUUUAAAAAAUAAAAGCCUGCUAAUCGAAGCCUUCAAUAGUGCGUUCUCAGAAUAUCAUGCUUAGCCUUGUUUGUUUUAUACUUUUUGGUGCUGUUUUUUUUAUUGUUUCAACAAAAUACGUACAUCCUAAGAGAAUUCAAACAUGCUAUGCUUUCAUGAUUUUGAUGACCUAUCUUUGAAACCUUUCUUACAACUUAGUAUAUAAAAAUGUCUUAAACACAUUAUUGUCUACUGACUUGAAUGAACACAAAUA